This is a messenger RNA of Taeniopygia guttata (zebra finch), 1068 nucleotides long. RefSeq names its product trafficking protein particle complex subunit 2 (gene TRAPPC2). The record is from RefSeq and is marked provisional. Lineage: Eukaryota; Metazoa; Chordata; Aves; Passeriformes; Estrildidae. Gene Ontology annotation, biological process: endoplasmic reticulum to Golgi vesicle-mediated transport.
GCAGUGCGGCGCUUCCGGCGGCGGCGGGCGGCGGACGGGCCGGGCCGGGGCGCGGCGCGGGGGAGCAUUGUUUUGAAGAAUGUCUGGAAGUUUCUACUUUGUGAUAGUUGGUCAUCAUGAUAAUCCCAUAUUUGAAAUGGAAUUUCUGCCUCCUGGAAAAGUAGAGUCAAAGGAUGAUCAUCGCCAUCUCAACCAGUUCAUUGCCCAUGCUGCUCUUGACCUCGUAGAUGAGAACAUGUGGCUUUCUAACAACAUGUAUUUGAAGACUGUGGACAAGUUUAAUGAAUGGUUUGUUUCUGCUUUUGUCACAGCUGGACAUAUGAGAUUUAUAAUGCUUCAUGAUGUAAGGCAAGAAGAUGGAAUUAAGAACUUCUUUACUGAUGUGUAUGAGUUGUAUAUAAAGUUUGCAAUGAAUCCAUUUUAUGAACUCAAUACUCCUAUUCGAUCCACUGCCUUUGAAAGGAAAGUCCAGUUCCUUGGGAAGAAACACCUUUUAAGCUGAAUAAAUAAAUCUCCUGAGUGAGUGCUUUUCCCUGCUUUCCUGAUUGUUUGAACUGUACUUCAUCUGGUUAGUCCCCUACAUGUUUUAUAUUCAUCUUCUGAAGACUGACUAAUUGGAUGCUGAAGCAGCUUUUUCUUUUGCUGAUAUAGAUAAGAAAAGCCAAGCUUCUCUGGUUAAAAAGGUAUAUCUCAAUAAGUUUCCUUUUAUAUUACAUGUAAAUGAGGUUUUAAACUGUCAGAAGCUGCAGAGGUACAAAAGAAGAAACUGAGACAACUGAGGCAUAUGCAAAGUGUAAGCCUCUGACAUAGGCUGAGAGGAAAUCAGACCUAAAUGCAAAAGAUGUUGCCAAUCAUCUGCUUUAGUAUGAGCAAAAGGGAAUUCUUGACUGUUUGGCCUAAGUGCUUAAUUUUAUGACAAACUUUCCUAGUUGUAUUCCUUCAGUAGAGAACUCACUCUGCAGACUAACCAGACUAUUACACUCUGUGGUAGUAAAUCAAGCCUCUAUUUAUUCAUAUGUAAUUGUAUGUAUAUAAAUUACUCAAUAAAAUAAUUGAUAGAUCAGAAAA